UGCCAUUUUGUUUUGUGGUUUAAUAAGAAUUCUUUUGGCUAGGUGGGAUAACUUAUGAAUAUCAGCAAAUGUGUGUCAUUGACUCUAAAUUCUAUUUGCAUUGAGUUUGGCCUGGUCCAGCAAGCAUAUACAUAGUUAGAAGGAGCUUUUUAAUUAAGGAAUAUUCAGUGGUUAUGAAAUUUUGAAAUUCAGACGAAUUUAUUGAGGGCCAAAAACUCACUAUUCAUGUACACAGCAAAAACACAUAUGUUAUAUGGGAUGCAUCAUCGUAUUUUAGUGUUAAUUUAUGUCAUUUCUACAUUAAAUUUCAAAUGAUGCAUUUUAUUUGAGAUGUUUUAUGUUAUUAUAACACAUCUGUUUUUACUGUGUAAUUGUGGCUUGCUGUUGUGUGAAAUUUCUUAUUUCCAUGUGGGCCUGACUCUGUGAACUCAAUUACUGAUAUUGGAAUCUGGGAUACGUGUGUAUAUAUAUGGGGAACCUAUCACACAUGCAUGUCCAUCAUGCAUGUCAUGCACGCGUACGUCACCCACACAAAACAUGUAUACUACUGAAAAAUGGCCGGUAUAGAGUUGCCAGCUAGUAUCUGAGGAGUUGAGUUGUAGUGUGUGUCUGAGUGGUUUCAGAGAGCCCAAAGUGUUGUCGUGUUGUCACAGCUUCUGUUAAGUAUUGUAAAUUUCAUGUGUGUGCUUUUUUUCUGCACGGCACUGUGUAUAUGUAUACAUGUCCAUUCUGGGUUACAUGAUUGUCUGAACACGUUACUGAGCAGCAAUUAAGGAGGACACACACACCCUGGCCACUUGUCAGCAGUGCGAGGAUAACAACAAUGCAGUGGCUUAUUGCAGCACUUGCUCCCAUAUCUGUGAUAAGUGUCUAGCAGCUCACAAAGAAUUCAAAACGUUUCGAUUGCACGAAAUUGUCAUUGGUGACAAGGAAUCUGAAAUUGAAAGUACUGCUCAGUCGAAGAAGACAUACUAUUGUACUGUUCACCCUGAGGAUAAUCUUUACUGCAAGACAUCCGAAACUUGUACUGAUCCUAUUGAAAUGCCGAUCACCUUUAGAUCACUAAUUAUAAUUAUAACUGUUUAAAGUGAUGACAGCUUUCGCCUAUACACCUAAACAUUUCUGGCCUAGAGAGAACCAUAAUCUGAGGCUCAGUGGAUCAGUAUAGUAGGAACGUAAUUGUACUACUAGAGAAAAUGUGUACAUUGUACAAGAUCAAUUAUUACCCCAAGUUUAUAUGUAUAUAAUAAUAUUAUUUAGACACUAGUUGAUAAGAUCUACAUGCAUGGGAAGUACAUGGGAAGUACAUGGGAAAAGUGCCUCAGAGCAGGUAUACUAUAUGGGACUUAGUAUACCUGCAAAUUUACUUAGUAUACCUAGUAUUCCGUUGUCAAGUAAUUGUAUUGUAGUCAAGCGGUUUGCGCAUGCGCACUAGUAUCUAAAUGAGUUAGACACUUUUGUCAGUGUCCAUGUGAUUUAGAAGCCCUCAGCCACUUUAGUACCCUCGCUACGCUCGGGAUACUAAAUCAGUGCCUUUGGGCUUCUAAAUCCCAUAGACACCUCCAAAACAGUGUCUAACUGUUAUGUAAUUAUUGACUUACAUACAGAAACAGUGACCAUGCAUGCAUACAUAUCUGAUUAUCACUGCACCCACGACCACUGGUGCCCAUGGUUACCUGGUAUCUCGACCUCUCUGUGUCCGUGGGUUAUCUUCACACAUGGCUUGCAUACUCUUAUGUAUAUAAACAAUGCCAACGACGACACCUAUAUACCACAAGCUUUCACAGACAAUGCUGCCAUGAAUGUUACAAAAAGUCAAAAUGAAUGGACAUUUGAUUUUUCUCCUCCAAGUGAAACCACCAGCAUCACUUUAAACUUGACAGCAAGUGGGCGGGAUGAACAAAAAAACUUUCCAAACACUGCAAAACUUUAUUUGCGCAAGUAUAGGUUCAAUGUUAAAUUUGGUCGGAAUUGUGUUACGUCAUUUGUGCUAUAUACUUGUGUAAGGCUUCAUCUUAAACACCACAUGUACAUGUAUGCAGAUUUUCCUUGUAAAGGUAAGUCCACAAUGGCAGUACCAGUUAAAAUGUUUACACACCUGUGCUCGUUUCUUAAUGUCACAUCUAUACUUGUUGCUAACGGCCUGCAGUUCGUAUGCAGCACGGGCCUCAAUGCAAAUAGAAUAGGUUCCUUUGUGUAGUGGAGUGAACUGUAUACUCCAUAGAUCAUCACCGUCUUGGUAUACUUGAGCAUUAGCCUUUUCCGGUUGUUCCUUUCUCUGUACACACAUGCAGUAACAGAUAUCUAGCUGCAGCUAUACACAUGCAUGCAUGUAACCGUAAGCUCUCUGUAGUACGUAGCUCUCUCUCAUAUUACAAUCUUAGUGUGGCUUUUACCAUUAUUUGUAUCAAUUAUGUUGACUUUUUUGUUCCUUAGGGAGGUUAUGGUGUAAUGCUUUUAUUGUGAAGACGCAGUAUGACUAUAAUUAUACUUAUGUGGUAUACAUGUAGGUGGUUGCAUGUACUAUAUCCGACUUAUUUAUAUCAUGUUGUCAAGAUUAAUUUUAUAAGCGUGUAACAAAAGUCAUACAGUCUCUUCUGUGUUAUAUUUAUUUUUAUUACACAGUCGCGUAGCCUCGAGGAUGAUUUGGUAAGGGGUCGUCGUGAUAUAAAACACACGCAUAAUUAUAUAGCAUGCAUGAGAAUCCCUCGUGUUUUAUGCAAGAUAUACGGUCAACUCGCCUUUGGGGCUCUGCCCUCGAGUCGUGCUUGUGCCUGUAUAUUUCAUAAAACACUUGGUCUCAUGCUAUUUGUAAGUUAUUAUAGCUUUUCUGCUGAAAUCAUAAUUAUUAUGAUGUUGACCUAUUGAAUGCUUUGUAUUUAUGAAUAUCAUUGACAAUUGUUCAUCGGUAUGUUUGUGGCCCGUAUGUACUCUAUCACUAAUUAACAAGAUUUUUGCUCUGUGAAGUUAUAUAGACAAUGGCUCUGAGUAAAGCUUUAGCAGUAGCCGAGAAUUGUAGUGUGUGUCUGAGUGGUUUCAGAGAGCCCAAAGUGUUACCGUGUUGUCACAGCUUCUGUCUCCAUUGUCUUGAGGAAGCUCACGAGAAGACCAAAGACAAGAAAAGCCUAACCUGUCCUCAGUGCAGGACACAGCAUCAGAUGCCCCCUAAUGGAGUGAAGGGCUUUCUAAAUGACUACACAUUAAUACCAAGCAAGGAGGACACACACACCCCGGCCACUUGUCAGCAGUGCGAAGAUAACAACAAUGUAGUGGCUUAUUGUAACACUUGCUCCCAUAUCUGCAAUGAGUGUCUAGCAGCUCACAAACGAUGCAAGACUUUUCGAUCGCACGAAAUUGUCAGUGGUGACGAGGAAAGCCAAAGUAAGCUCCAGCCGAAGAAGACCUACUACUGUACUGUCCACCCAGAAGAAGGUCUCAAGGUUUACUGCAAGUCAUGUCAAGUGUUAGCUUGUAUUUACUGUUUUAUGAGCGCACAUAACGGUCAUGAUAUCAGGAACAUUGAUAAUGAAUCAAGAAUGGAAGCAGAGAAGACCAUCAAUGAGUUAGCUGACAUCACUAAUUCCAAGUUAAGAGAAUUCGAAAAUAACUGGAAGUAUAUCUCAUCUGUUGAAAAGGACAAGGCAGAAAGUUCUGCUCCAAUCAAAGAUGAAAUUAGUAAGAAAGUUAGUAUACUCAUUGCAAAAAUAAAACAAAAACAAAAAAAAAUGCUCCAGGAGAUUGACGAUGCUUGUACAAAGGACCUUAAAGAAUUGUGGGCACAGAAAGAAUACCACGAGACAGCCAUUACGAGCAUGGAGGGUGCUCUGAGCUUUGCCAGAAGAGCUCUAGCCUGCAAGGAAGACACGGAACUACUGGCCCUCUCAGGGGCGGAUCCAGGAAAAACAAAAGGGGGGGGCUAGCUAGAAAGGGGCAAGAUUUGACCUUUGAACUUUCAUAUUAAUGAGUAGAAUACUUUGACCUCUGCACUUACUUUUAAUACUAUGGUGAUACUGUACUGAUCAGAUGUACGUAAGUACGUACAGCUAGCUAGCUAGCUAGGUACGUCCAGCUAGCUACCCUAGAUCCUUUAUACUCCUAGUAGCUGUUGUCUAGCAUCUCUCAAGUGAUUUUAAGUGAGUCUACAGAUGCAUAAUUGGUGGCAAAAUUGUUGUAGAGUCAGACUACAACACAUGGUAGUUUUUUCAAAAGGGGGGGGCUUCAGCCCCUCAAAAUCACCCCUGGAUCCGCCCCUGCCUCUGUGCACAAGUCACCUCCAGACUGAAAGAGCUGAGUCAGCUAAAAUGGGAUAGACAAGAGACUGAAAAAAUCGAAAUAACUGCAGUGAAAUGGACGCCUGCAACAUCUGACAACAUUAGUGUCGGGAAAGUUGGCACUCAUAUUGCUAUCCUAAAUAUUCAAAUUGAACCUAUUAAAAUACCGAGCACCUUCAAACCAGGAGUGAUGGUAGUAUUCAGAGUAAUGGUAGCUUUUACCAGUUCUCCUGAAAAUGUUCAACCUAGAGAACACCAUAACCUGAAGCUCAGUGGAUCAGCGUCGUGUUCAGGCUCUAGACAUGCUCCAGGAUAUUACUCGUACCAAAAAUCGGUCGCAGAGAAAGUUGCUGUGCAAAUUGUAAAGAGUCAAAAUGAAUGGACAAUUUACUUUAAUCCUCCAAGUACUACCAGCAUCACUUUAAACCUGACAGCAAGUGGGCAGUAUGGACAACAAUCAGUAUCAACUCGUCGGAGUUUUUGUUUAUCUGUGUGUAUGGCUUGACUUUUGUACUGCAUAAUUAUUGUAUGUAAGUUAUCAUUAUUUUGUUUUGUCGAAUGAAUCCACAAUGGUAAUUAUUUGUACAAAUUAACGUGUGUUCUGAGUUUAUUAUGCAAGCAUG
Molecule: messenger RNA, 4894 nt
Organism: Halichondria panicea
Lineage: Eukaryota; Metazoa; Porifera; Demospongiae; Suberitida; Halichondriidae
Product: E3 ubiquitin-protein ligase TRIM33-like
Exons: 2
Coding region: 2979-3920 (313 amino acids)
Molecular function (GO): zinc ion binding; ubiquitin protein ligase activity
Source: RefSeq, a predicted model, not a curated record